AAAAAGCCCUUCAGAGCAUCGGACUUGCCAGAGGUCUCAGUUUAAGUCGUGAAACCUAGUGAAGUAGUCGUCGUUGUCGCCGUCGUCGUUCUUGGGGUUUUGCCCAACAUUGAACAUAACAGUCCGAAGCUCACGUCCACCUCAAUUCAUGAAGUCACAAACAAGGUGUGGACAUCAUAGAAAGCAAAUACGAAAAAUAAGUUGGGGCAAGAUGCUUGAAACGCCCAGAUGCCGGAAGGCCUCUUCCCUGUCCAUCGGACCUAUGUCUCUGUUCCUGAGUCCCAUCAAGACCAUCAGUUCCACCACUCAGAGGCGGAAGAGUGAUUCUCGAUUGGAACGCAGGCUCCAGUUCGAUCUGAGCGAUGUGGAUCCUCGGACGAUUCAUCUGUUCCACCAUUUACCCGAGGCGCCCAAGGUGGAAGCCCCUGAAAUUGGGGGACCGAGACGCGAUCGCGAAUACACGCUGGUGUUGGAUAUUGACGAAACCUUGGUGCAUUGUUCCAGUGAUCCCAGUUUACCUUACGUCUUCGAAAUCGAAGUCAUCCCCGAGAAUCAUUCCAACUCGACGCCGAGGAAAUAUUACGUGAGAAAACGCCCCAACAUCGACUAUUUCUUGCAAGAAGUUGCACAGCAUUUUGAAGUUAUCGCUUUUACAGCUGGUUACAAACGAUAUGCUAACAGGAUCUUGGACUAUUUGGAUCCCGAGGGAACCAUCUUUAGUCACCGUCUGUAUCGCGAUUCUUGUUACAUCAAGGAUCGGAAGUACAUCAAGAACCUGAACGCACUGGGCCGUGACCUCAAUAAAACGAUCCUGGUCGACAACUCCAUAGAGGCCUUGGGCUUUCAAAUGGACAACGGACUGCUGAUCAAAACUUGGACGUCGGAUCCCUAUGACGACCAAUUGCUCUUGGUUCUAGACAUCCUUUCAAACAUACUGCUGGUCCAGGCGAGCGUGCCUCGGUAUCUACGGGACCAAUUCGGCUUAUCUCGUUUCAUCGAGCAUCAAAUUGAUCUCUUGCAUCAGCAUCACUAAAUAUUACAAAGGAUUCUGCUUCCAAAAGGAAGCUUAUUGUCCAUGUAAAUACGUAUACAAUCAUAUAUUCAUUCAUUCUUACUACGUAGCAUAGAAAUAUAAAUCCCGUUUAUGUG
Messenger RNA from Tigriopus californicus, 1149 nucleotides. RefSeq names its product CTD small phosphatase-like protein 3. NCBI's taxonomy places the organism in Eukaryota, Metazoa, Arthropoda, Copepoda, Harpacticoida, Harpacticidae. The record is from RefSeq and is a predicted model, not a curated record. The transcript has 2 exons. The coding region runs from base 149 to 1033 and encodes 294 amino acids. Gene Ontology annotation, molecular function: phosphoprotein phosphatase activity.